GAGCAGUGGUAGCAUCAGCAGCUGCUGCGUGUGCCUCCUCCCCUGCCUCGGCUCAGCUCCGCUCUGUACCCUCUCCUCUCUGUUUCUCUCCUUUCUUCCUCUCUCAGGCGCCCUGACUGUCUUGUGCGUGUGCGUGUGUGCGUGUGUAUGUGUGUGUGUGUGUGCUCCGCUUCAGCGUGAGGGGCACCUGCUCGUCUGGGCUGCACAGCAGAGGCUGCCGUGGCUGUGGCUCGCGCGAGCUGCCCCCGCUACUGCUGUUAUUGCUGCUGCCGCCGCCGCCGCUCCCGGGGCUCCCGGCACCAGUCUCCUCGCCGCUGCCGCCGCCGUGCGAGUGAGUUGGGAUCGGUGGGGCUUCCCCCCUUCGCUGCCUUUGCUCCUUCCCCGCCUGCCUGCGAGUCAGCCUGGCUCCGAGUCACGUGUCAGUGCCUGAGGCAGAGACUGAGAGGAAAAAAAAGCGCUUCAUUCCUUCUUCCACCGCCAUACUGUAUUUUAUACUAAAUCUCAUUUUUAUUCCAACAUUUUACUCCCGCUCGUGGAAGGUUUUUCUGGAAAAAAAAAAUGAAGUGCGGUUUGGUUUCCUUGUCAACGGAAGAUGAAGUGAACAACUGAGCAUCUCCCAGUGCAGAUACGGAAAGUAAGAACUGAAGCCAAAAUUAGAACAUUUGUUUCCCAGUCCUCUGCUGAAUCCAUUGAACUGCUCUGCCUCCUAGCAGUAGAAUGCCCACAGGGUUAAAACAACGUGAGACAACCAUGACUGGCAAAACACAGACCAGCAACGUCACUAAUAAGAAUGACCCCAAAUCCAUCAAUUCCCGUGUUUUCAUUGGCAAUCUGAACACAGCCAUCGUCAAAAAAGGUGACAUAGAAGCCAUCUUUGCAAAGUAUGGAAAAAUAGUUGGAUGCUCGGUGCAUAAAGGUUAUGCCUUUGUACAGUAUAUGAGUGAACGACAUGCCAGGGCUGCAGUGGCAGGAGAGAAUGCCAGGAUCAUUGCAGGUCAACCACUUGAUAUCAACAUGGCAGGAGAACCCAAACCCUAUAGACCCAAACCUGGAAACAAGAGGCCCCUUUCAGCUCUUUACAGACUUGAAUCAAAGGAGCCAUUCCUGUCUGUUGGUGGUUAUGUCUUUGAUUAUGAUUACUACAGAGAUGAUUUCUACAAUCGGUUGUUUGAUUACCAUGGCCGUGUCCCCCCACCUCCCCGGGCAGUGAUACCCCUGAAGCGUCCCCGCGUGGCUGUGACAGCGACUCGUCGAGGUAAAGGUGUUUUUUCCAUGAAAGGGGGAUCGAAAUCUACAUCAAGUGGAACUUCGUCUUCAGGAUCCAAAUUGAAAUCAGAUGAGUUACAGACAAUCAAGAAAGAAUUAACCCAAAUCAAAACCAAAAUUGACUCCUUGCUAGGAAGACUGGAGAAGAUUGAAAAGCAGCAGAAGGCUGAGGCAGUUGGAGGGGAAGAAGCCCGUAGGAAACAUGUCCAUUUAGAUCACAUAGCAGACGUAUUAAAGAAGAAGGCCCAGCAUAAAGCUCAGAAGAAGCAAAUGGAAGAUAACAUAGAGUUGAACCAAGAGGAAUGUGUGUCAGAGAAUGCAGACAACUCUACAGAAGAACCUAUUGAAGGAGGACCAGAUGCAGAUGGAGAUGGAGAAGAAAUGACUGAUGGGAUAGAGGAGGAUUUCGAUGAAGAUGGAAGUAAUGAGCUGUUUCUACAGAUAAAGUGAUCUGAAGUCACACGUGAUGCCUGUGUAUGAUGAAAUGAGAAACUGUGACCACCCUCCCCCAGAAAUGUGAACUGCGGUUUCUUACUGGAUAGCAACAUCCUUGGUCAGAUUUGUAUGAAAACUCAAGUAAAUAAAACGGACAGUAUUGUUCUACCUUAGAAACUCCAUUUCUUAUAUGUUCAGAGCUGUACAAUUGUCAGAUUUUUAUGGUUUAGAUUGUAAAAUGUGUUUUUUUCCUGGCAAAUUAUUGGUCUUUUUUUUUCAUUUUGAUGUCUUAAAAGCCAGUGUACUGUAUGAUAAUGUGAAGGACAUAUAUAAAAGGUAAGGGAGACACUGUAUACAAAUGUAUAUUUGUAAAAGCUAUUUUUAUGAUUAGCAUGUUUUACUGUUUAUCAUAUUUGAAGUCAGGUGAUAUCGCAAUUAUCUGUUUAAAGCUUAAUUCUAACAAUAUCAUGUUAUGAUUAGAUAUGUUGUAUGCUAAUUCUCAUUACUUUGGGUUUUUAGACUUUCUAGUUAUAACUUCAGUUCAUAGGCAUAAAAUACCAAUGCAAAGUUAUAUUUCUGCUCUCUAUAUGCACUGUUAGAAAUGCUGAAGAAUGCAAAUUUUCAAACACGAUAUGAAUCAUUCAAAAUCUAUCAUCUUCACCUGAUGUCUUUAAAAUGAGCAUGCUCAGCUCCCCGAGUAGUCAGGGACCAGCCAGUUAUUAACAGUGUUUCUGAGUGAUGCCUCACUCAAUGGUACAGAAUCACCCCGAGAAAUGGCCAUGCCAGUGCAGAAGAUAUCCCUAUUUCCCCUCACGUGAAAGGACGGUUCUUUUCCCCAAAUCCAAAAUUUUCGAUGAGAUUAAACAUAUCAUUUCAUUUUCUGGUCAUAGGAGCUUUCCAUUACUGAGGAUCCCAAGUGUUCUCCAGAAGCUAUAGCUAUUGUCUUGUGCUAUGGACAUGGAAGAGUCCAAGUCCACAGAGACUGUAGGAGAAUUCAACCUAUAAUUUCUUAAUAAAUACUGUUUCUUUUCAAACAAA
Monodelphis domestica (gray short-tailed opossum) is the source of this 2739-nucleotide messenger RNA. RefSeq names its product RALY RNA binding protein like (gene RALYL). The record is from RefSeq and is a predicted model, not a curated record. Gene Ontology annotation, cellular component: nucleus. Lineage: Eukaryota; Metazoa; Chordata; Mammalia; Didelphimorphia; Didelphidae. Gene Ontology annotation, molecular function: RNA binding.